Molecule: messenger RNA, 3240 nt
Organism: Nicotiana tabacum (common tobacco)
Lineage: Eukaryota; Viridiplantae; Streptophyta; Magnoliopsida; Solanales; Solanaceae
Product: autophagy-related protein 18f-like
Biological process (GO): response to starvation; autophagy
Cellular component (GO): cytoplasm
Molecular function (GO): protein binding
Source: RefSeq, a predicted model, not a curated record
AAAAUUGGAGAGGGACAAAGACGUGGGAAGAGAGAUUUCUUCUGUAGAAUUUCCACUUUGUCACGCUUUCAACUUUCAAGUUUCUGCUUUGAAAAAAAGACAAGAAUAGAAGAGGAUUCCGAGAGAGACAAAUAGACAAUGAAAACAAGAAGAAAAAAAAGCCUCAAAUAUUCACAUCUCUUCGUUAUCUGAUCCCUUCAAUUUCGUAUUUAAAACAUCUCUCUUUCUUUGUGUCCAAGACUUGAAGCCCUGACGAUUCAAUUGAACUCAUAAUCAUAUAUUCUUUAAUUCAAAUUUGUAUAAUACUUCUCGGGGUUUUAUUAUUCCUUAUCAACAUUUACUAGAGUGGGCAUGGGGCUGAAGAACAGUGAUUGUCAAAUAGAAGGAUCAAAGUCAGGGAAGAGUAGUAACGGCUUCAUUCCGACGUCGUUUAGAGCACUUUCGAGGAUUGUAUCCUCUGGUGCUUCAACGGUUGCUUCCACAGUUAGGUCUGCUGCUUCUGCUAUUGUGGAUAGGGACAAUGAUUCUACCCAUGAUCAGGUUCUGUGGGCUGGAUUUGACAAGCUGGAAUGUGAGGGAGGCAGUACUCGUCAAAUCUUGCUCUUGGGGUGUCAGUAUGGUUUCCAGGUUUGGGAUGUUGAAGAUUGUGAUAAUGUACACAACUUGGUUUCCAGGCAAGAUGGUCCUGUUUCUUUCAUGCAAACAUUACCAAAACCAAUAGCAUCAAAGAAGCACGAGGACAGAUUUUCUGGUAGUCACCCAGUUUUAAUACUUUGUGCUGAUGUGUCAUUGUCUGGAGGUAGUAACAUUCGGGAGGGCAUAGGAAAACUUCAUGAUGGGACCAUCCAACAGUAUCAUGACCAAGCAAGUACUGGUUUUCUGCCCACUGCUGUUUGGUUUUAUUCCCUGACAUCUCACUCUUAUGUGCAUCAGUUGAAGUUCAGAUCAGCUGUUCACUUGGUAAGAUGUAGUUCUCGAGUGAUUGCAAUCUUACAAGCAGCUCAGAUACACUGCUUUGAUGCUGCAACUCUAGAUAAGGAAUAUACUGUUGUUACCAAUCCUGUCAUCCCGGGUUUUUCAGGGUUCGGCAGUAUAGGUGUGGGACCUCUCGCUUUAGGUCCCAGAUGGAUGGCCUAUAGUGGAAGUCCAAUUACCAUCUCAAAUUCUGGUCAUGUUAGUCCGCAACAUGUUACUCCUUCAGAUAGUCUUCCCAGUUCGGCUACAAAUGGGAGCCUUUUUGCUCAUUAUGCAAAGGAAUCCAGCAAGCAACUUGCUGGUGGUAUUGUGACUCUAGGGAUCAUUGGGUAUAAGAAGCUCACUAGGCACUAUUCUGACCUGUCACCAGAUGGUAAUAGUUCUCAAUCUCGGAAUGCUCGUCUGAAGAUACCAGGAACUGAUAACGGUCAUUUCCCAGGUGCAGAGAGUGUUGGAAUGGUCAUUGUCAGAGACAUCGUCAGCAAAGCUCUUAUUGCGCAGUUUAGGGCACAUAAGAGUCCUAUUUCAGCUCUAUGCUUUGAUCCUAGCAGUACUCUUCUGGUGACAGCUUCAGUUCAGGGUCAUAAUAUCAAUGUAUUCCGGAUAAUGCCUAUACUAUCUGAAAAUACCUCGGCUAGUGAUCCUGGUUCAUCCUAUGUUCAUCUUUACAGACUGCAGCGUGGUCUGACUAAUGCUGUCAUACAAGACAUAAGUUUUAGUAGUGAUAGCCAGUGGAUUAUGAUAAGUUCUUCCAGAGGGACUAGCCAUUUAUUUACAAUUUCUGCUUCAGGAGAAGUGGUUGAUUUUCAAUCUUCAGAUGCAUGUCUUACUAAUAUGAGUAAUGGCUCUGUUGUGAUGGAAAAACCUGCAGUUCAUUGCGCCUCGAAUUCAAAAAUUCAGGUGCUUAAUCAACAGAGCAUCUCUGAAUCUGGCCCUCCAGUGGCCCUUUCUGUUGUUGGUCGAAUAAGGAGUGGAAGUAUUGGUUGGAGAAAUACUGUAAGUGGUGCUGCAGCUGUUGCAACUGGACAGUUGAGUUCUUUUUCUGGGUCCAUAGCUUCAGCUUUUCGCAACUGCAGAAGUACUAAUCAAUAUGCUGAUUUAGGCCUUCCAAAAGCAAAUUAUUGGCUGCUUGUUUUUUCUUCUCCGGGCUGUAUGACACAAUAUGCAUUGCGUAUGUGUUCUGGGCUAGAUUUGAUACCAACUAUUCCUGCUGUGGGUUCAACUUACAGAGCAGGUCCUGAAGUGGAUUCAAGAUUAGUGGUAAAGGCAAUCCAAAAGUGGAAUAUUUUCCAGAAACAAAAUUGCAAAGAACGAGAUGAUAAUGCUGAUAUAUAUGGUGAGUUUGGUAGUUCUGAUAGCAGUAAAGUAUUUCCUGAAGGAAUAACAAAGGGAAAUGGUCUCUAUUCCAAGACUAGGGACACAAUCACUAAAGGAAAGACAAGUUCAGAGGAAAAACAUCACAUUUACAUAUCUGAAGCAGAGCUUCAAAUGCAUAAACCUCAGAAUCCGCUAUGGGCAAAACCUGAGGUAUUUUUUCAAUCAUUUGUUAGGGAUAGGAUUUAUGUUGUUGAUGGUUGUGGUGGAGAGGCUGAGGUUGAAGUAAUUGCAACUCAUAUGGUUGAGGCGAGGUCAAAGCAUUUAUAUCCAGUUUUUAAUCACCUUCAAGCUUCCAAGACCCAACAAGGGAGGCUUCAUGUUCAUAGCGACAAUGGCCAAAAGCUAUCUCCAAGGCCGGAGGUCUCUGAAAACAGCAAGCUUAUGUUAAAUAGUGGUUGUGCCUCUAUUGAUGGAUCCAGCAUUGAACUUCACCAUUGCAGAGAAACCGCGUGCAAUAGUCUUCGGAUGACAAGUCAUAAAAGUAGAGACUUUAUAAAUAGUAGGGACAGCCCUGAAGCAGCCACUCGCCUAGAUUUCGUCAAUAACACAAGGAGCACCGUGAUGCAGACAAAUCAAAGUUUGUAAAUCGCAAAACUACUUGGUGCAAAAACGGAGAAUCAUUUCGAAGAUGAAGUUGGCGAGUCUAAUUGAAACUGAAGGUUUUCCUCCAAUUAUUUAGGUGGAAGGCUCCUGGAAGGGUUAGUAUUUUGUUGGUGAAUAUGUAAAGAAUUAAGAGGUAGGAGGGUCCUCGACUGUGAUGCUCAAACUGUGAGUAAUUUGACAUUGUAAAUAACAAACUAUGAAGCUGUAAAUAGUAGAACCAGUAACUUGUUGCCUUAUAUUGCUCUCGUCUUUCACCCAUCAAUAUCAAGCAUUUUUAUCUCUAAA